AUGGAACGCAGGUGGAACGCAAACACGGAAGUAAGAGGAAAGUCAAGCAUUGCCCCAGAGGCCGAUGGGACCGGAAGUUUAUAUAUUUGUUUAUCCACACGGGGGCGCUCUGACCCAGAACACCUGAGCAGAGCCAAACUGGAACGCAAACCGGAAGUGCUCUGGGGUGAGUGUCAGGAAGGGAAGCGGAGAGCCCGGGCCCUGCAGUGUGUGGAGGGCUGUUUUAUUUUCCUUAAUGCCAGAAACAUGCCCUAUCCGCCGCAAUACGCAGGGGCAGUGAGUAUUUAGUAUUUACUGAUAUCACACUGUAUGGGACUGUGUAACAUUCUAUUUAUUAAUAUCAGCAUGUUUGGGGCUGGGUUUAAAUACACGGCAGCCCGUGUUUAGGAUAAACUAAAGUACUUGUUCUUUAAAUAGUCUGUGUACUCAGUGCUUUACUAUAAGAGGGUAUCAUUCCUCCUGGUCACCCCUAAUGUACCCUGAAAAUACCCUCCAUUCUUUAUAUGGAAUGUACCCUGAAAAUACCCUCCAUUCUUUAUAUGGAAUGUACCCUGAAAAUACCCUCCAUUCUUUAUAUGGAAUGUACCCUGAAAAUACCCUCCAUUCUUUAUAUGGAAUGUGCCCUGAAAAUACCCUCCAUUCUUCAUAUGGAAUGUACCCUGAAAAUACCCUCCAUUCUUUAUAUGGAAUGUACCCUGAAAAUACCCUCCAUUCUUUAUAUGGAAUGUACCCUGAAAAUACCCUCCAUUCUUUAUAUGGAAUGUACCCUGAAAAUACCCUCCAUUCUUUAUAUGGAAUGUCCCCUGAAAAUACCCUCCAUUCUUUAUAUGGAAUGUCCCCUGAAAAUACCCUCCAUUCUUUAUAUGGAAUGUCCCCUGAAAACACCCUCCAUUCUUUAUAUGGAAUGUCCCCUGAAAACACCCUCCAUUCUUUAUAUGGAAUGUACCCUGAAAACACCCUCCAUUCUUUAUAUGGAAUGUACCCUGAAAAUACCCUCCAUUCUUUAUAUGGAAUGUGCCCUGAAAAUACCCUCCAUUCUUUAUAUGGAAUGUACCCUGCCAAUACCCUCCAUUCUUUAUAUGGAAUGUACCCUGAAAAUACCCUCCAUUCUUUAUAUGGAAUGUACCCUGAAAAUACCCUCCAUUCUUUAUAUGGAAUGUACCCUGAAAAUACCCUCCAUUCUUUAUAUGAAAAUAAUAUAUGUACCCUGCCAAUACCCUCCAUUCUUUAUAUGUAAUGUACCUUCCAAUAUCCUCCAUUCUUUAUAUGGAAUGUUCCCCUGUCAUUGCCCUCCUCUAUCUGAGUGAUAUUCAACCAGUCCAAACCAAGGCUGGUGAAUGAUAACCUCUGAAUGGACAUCAUUACAUAUACAAAGAUGCUACAAAAAAGUAACAAUUAUCUGCACAUUAGCUCCUCGUAUUUUCUGCCUCUUUGCUGAAUCUAUGGGACAGUACAUGCUGUAAUCCAUUCCCAAAUCACUCCUGUUCACAAACAGAAAGCAUGGCACCCACUGAUGUACAUUUUAUCUGAGACUGAUAUUUCGUUAUUUAAGAUGCACUUGUUAUGACAGUUGUUCAUAUCACUUUAUAGGGCAUAGCAUUUGAUCACAUUGUGCUGGACAAAUAAAGGUAUAUUUGAAAAUGUAUUUAAAGGAACACUGUACACACGUAAAUCAUUUAAGCUUCCUGAAGUGCUUUAUGUGUCUGGAGCCAAUCACAUUUGUGACAAUUUAUAAAAAUGCAGAUUUAAAUAGAAUUCAGCACUUUAGAAUUAGGGGCAGGAACACCUGCCUGAUUGUAAAUCAAAAAGCCAGUGAGGUGUCCUUCGGCUAGCUCCAUGGAGCUAAUAAAAGUGGCAGGUUUGCUGUGCUAGCAGGUACCUGCCUUUGCUACUGCUCACUGAGAAGCAUUGGAAAGUGUUCACACGUACUUGCGGCUCCAGCACAGAGCCUUCUCAAUGGGGACCCUCUAGUUGAAGUAUUCCCCAGCACAGACUGAAGAAAAGGAGAGGGCUUGCAAGGGAUCUAUUUUUAGAUAUACUCCUUCCACAAUUAAAAAAAAUACAUAAAUAAAUGCAUGCAUGUUUCACUGGGGGUAUAUCUAAUAAAUAGUAAUUUAAAAAAUAUUAGGUGGCAAUGGAGGUGUGACGAGAGCAAUCUCGCCACAUUGCAUUGGAGAAGCCUGGUUGCUUGCCUGUUGCCUUUGUAUUAUGGCCCCAUGUUAAAAGGCUUGAUUUUCCCCUGCAAAGACAAGAAAGCUGGGUCAUUUGGUGCUUGCCCUGUUUGAGCAGUGAUACCCCAGAUAGCUAUGCCAUGGAGCCCAUUCGUAUAAUGAAAGACUAUGGGAAAGACUUUGGCUCCAUGGCAAUUGAACUGUAUGUGUGUGCUCUGAGCGCCAUUCAGUAAUAAUGUGCGCUCAGUGCUAAGCUAUCUGGGCAUAUGUUGCAUGUCUGUAUUUUAUGUCAUAAAUGUAACCUUGUGUAUUUUAUUGUAUUUUACUGUCUUUUUGCUGCCAUGUGUUCAUUGGAGUUUUGCCUCUGUCUUUGGAGAUAAUUGGAUUACUUCUAAUUAUCUCCAGGAUAGAAGACUCUGUGGAACUGGUUUUGGGCAGAAAAGCCAUGCUUCCUGUGGUCACAAAGGACUACGAUCUAUCUUUUGAACCACUGGACCAAUUGGUAUGAUUUUGACGUAUGUUUGUAUUUGGAGUAUGCUGAUUCUGAAAAUGUGUGUAUGUGAAUGUGAUGCAUACUUUUCAAGUUAUGAAUAAUGUGGAAAAAUUUUAUUUCUCUGUUUGUGCUAAAUUACAUUACCCAUUGUGUAAGGUAAUUGAAUCACUUGCAGAGGGGAGGAAUUUGUGUGGGAGUGUCUGAGUGUAUUGUAUGUGUUUAUUGGUUGUGUUCCAAAACCCUGUGGGUGGUACUAAUGUUUAAGAAUGUGUACAUAAGCACAAUAAACCCACAGCUCUGUCUGUUCAAUGCUUGACCCUCAACACGGAGCUUUGUCUCGUUCUUGGGGGGAUUUAUUGUAUGCUGUUCCAGUUCGACUGCUAGGAGUGUAAACCUAUUUGUAUGUUUUUUCCUAUUCGGAUGUUUCGAUCGCCUAAACGGUUUUUACCCCUUGUGUGCAAAACGGUCCGUUACAGGAGGGUUCUGUUUUUUUUUUGGUUAUCUAAGAGGAGAAUUGGAUUGGACCAUCACCUUAGGAGGCCAUGCCUCCUUCCUGAUGUCGCAGGAAGUGGAAAGGCGAGCAACAUAGAGGGUAUCCUGGCUUUAGAAAAAGGCGAUUUUUAAACACUUUGUUUCGUUUUGUUUUUUUAAAUAUGGAGGGCAGCUGUAUCUAACUAGGAACAUGGGGCCCGAUAGUGUUAGGAAUACAAACUCGUUUUCCUGACACUAUAGGGUUAAUAGGUUAAAACCCCUUUAUCCACUUACCUUAAUCCAGUGGCUGGCUCCAUCAGAGCUGGUGACCUCUCCUCCCCCUGCCGACUUCAGCUCCCGAGUGGAGCCGAAUGCACGUGCAACCACAGCCACGGGCGCAUUCAAUCCCGUCCAUAGGAAAGCAUUACUCAAGGCUUUCCUAUGGGGAUCUGAAAUGACUCUGGAUUCCGUGAGGACGUCCAGAGUCAUCUCAGUGCGAUUUUCUCACUGAGAAUUGCGGAAGCUAUAUUUUCAGCUGCAGGCUUAAAACUAGGGGGACCUUCAUUGAGCCGAAGUGGCCUGGGUGCCUAUAGUGGUCCUUUAAAUAUAUCCAUUCAAUGGUGAUUUUAAUAGGUGAACCUGGCAUCCACACAAUAAGUGGAACAGGUCCACUGAAAAACAAAGAAAUGGAAGCUGCCAAAAGUAUCCAUUCAAUGGCUUGAGUGGUCUUAAUUUUAUAAUUAUUUAUUUCUUUUAAGAAUUAAAAGCCAUGUAACUGUGAUAUAAUGGCUCUCUAUAGAGGUUUAGUGAGAAUACUAGUGCCACUACUGUUUCUUUUCCCCUUUCUGUCACUGUAGUUAUCCCUCUUUUUAUUGUGUAAGGUUCCUGAAUAUUAGUCACGUUCAUUUUUUAUUAUUUUUCUCUUUUAUCUCAUUGCUGGCCCUCAUUUCUGCUUGUCUUCUCAUUGUGUCUAUUCUAUUUACUGUGCAUAUCUCCUGUGCAGUGUAUACCUUGCUUGUGAAGAGUUCAGUGGCCAAAAGAUGAUUUAUUCCACCGUUUUUCCUCCCAAGAGCGUGCACUCUUUUCUUCCAAUAAAUAAAGGCUCUUUACUUGCCUUUCAACCCUUGUCACAACGGUUUCCACACUUUUGCCCUGCCUCCCAGACAAUAUUGAGGAUCUCAGCCUAUCCAAUAUAAUUUCCCAUAGGUGAGGCUAGUGUGCAUGCGCGACAAUCAAAUGCUCUUUAUGUCUCUAUGAACAGUAUUUGAUUUAGAACAGAGCCUGAUUCGGUGCUCAUGAGGUAAGUGCUUCUAGAGCAGGGGUUCUCAACGUUAGUCCUCGGGACCCCCUACCAGUCCAGGGUUUAGGGAUUACCUAGGUGUGUCUAAGGUGUUUAGAAAAAGGGGGAAAAAAACACCUUAGAGUCUAAAGUGUUUUUUUCCCUUUUUCUAAACACCUGAGACACACCCAGGUAAUCCCCAAAUCCUGGACUGGUAGGGUGUCCUGAGGACUGGGUUGAGAACCCCUGUUCUAGAGGUUGUCUGGCAGGCACUCGAAAUUUGUUAACCUUACAAUGAUCGCAUUAUUGUAUGUACUGAACUUCAAUAUUUUAGAUUUUAUUUAAAACUAAAGGACCACUGCACCUCAGACCAUUUUAAAUGGCAUGGCCUGGGUGCCUUCAGUGGCAAUUUUAACCAUUAUUGGUUUUAUCUAUCAGUUACAUGCAAUUGAUUCAGAUGAUUGCUAAUUAUCUUACUAGUGUUUUCCUGUCUAUUUUUAAUUUACUUUUUAAUACAUAGUAUCCAGCUUGA
Molecule: messenger RNA, 4946 nt
Organism: Pelobates cultripes (western spadefoot toad)
Lineage: Eukaryota; Metazoa; Chordata; Amphibia; Anura; Pelobatidae
Source: the annotation of a GenBank genome assembly